GGAAAAAGUUUUACACAUAUGAAUAGUCUGAAAAAUCAUGAAAAGAUUCACACAGGAGAAAAGCCUUUCACAUGUACAGAGUGUGGAAAAAGCUUUACACAAAUGAGUACUCUGAAAACUCAUGAAAGGAUUCACACAGGGGAAAAGCCUUUCACAUGUAAUGAGUGUGGAAAAAGCUUUACAUAUAAGAGUCAUCUGAAAUAUCAUGAAAUGAUUCACACAGGA
Molecule: messenger RNA, 225 nt
Organism: Bombina bombina (fire-bellied toad)
Lineage: Eukaryota; Metazoa; Chordata; Amphibia; Anura; Bombinatoridae
Product: gastrula zinc finger protein XlCGF49.1-like
Exons: 1
Biological process (GO): regulation of transcription by RNA polymerase II
Molecular function (GO): RNA polymerase II cis-regulatory region sequence-specific DNA binding; DNA-binding transcription factor activity
Source: RefSeq, a predicted model, not a curated record